Messenger RNA from Gracilinanus agilis (Agile Gracile Mouse Opossum), 2308 nucleotides. RefSeq names its product NECAP endocytosis associated 2 (gene NECAP2). NCBI's taxonomy places the organism in Eukaryota, Metazoa, Chordata, Mammalia, Didelphimorphia, Didelphidae. The record is from RefSeq and is a predicted model, not a curated record. Gene Ontology annotation, biological process: endocytosis. Gene Ontology annotation, cellular component: membrane; clathrin vesicle coat. The transcript is spliced from 9 exons. The coding region runs from base 1 to 804 and encodes 267 amino acids.
AUGGAGGACAGUGAGUACGAGUCGGUUCUCUGCGUCAAGCCCGAGGUGCAUGUCUACCGUAUCCCGCCCCGGGCCACGAACCGCGGCUACAGGGCUGCAGACUGGCAGCUGGACCAGCCAUCAUGGAGUGGGCGGCUGCGGAUAACAGCAAAAGGGCAGAUGGCUUACAUCAAACUGGAGGACAAAACUUCAGGGGAGCUCUUUGCCCAGGCGCCUGUGGAGCAGUUUCCCAGCAUUGCCGUGGAGAGCGUGACGGAUUCCAGUAGAUACUUCGUUAUCCGGAUUGAGGAUGAAAGUGGGCGUCGAGCAUUUAUUGGUGUUGGCUUUGGCGACAGAGGGGAUGCCUUUGAUUUCAAUGUCGCGCUACAGGACCAUUUCAAAUGGGUGAAACAGCAAUGUGAGUUUGCCAAGCAAGCCCAGAACCCAACUCCUGGCCCCAAAUUAGACCUGAGCUUCAAGGAGGGCCAGACCAUCAAGCUCAGCAUUGCGAACAUAAAGAAGAAGGAAGGAGCAGCUGGAAAUACCAAAACCCGGCCAUCCAGCAGUGCAGGAAUGAGUCUGCUGCCUCCUCCUCCUCCCCCUGGGGGCAAAACUUCUCAUCUCCUUCCCACUAGGGAGCACUUAACUGUAGGAGUGGCUCAGUCCCAGUCAGCUAUUGCCACAAAUACAGGCAAUGCCACUUUAUCCUGGCCACAGCCUACCACCACCCUUGCUGCAACAGCUGACGUCUGGGGUGACUUUGCCAAAGCCUCAGGGUCAUCUUCAGGUCAGACUCAGCAGAGCUCAAACUGGGUCCAGUUCUAAACUGGCUCCCCCUUUUGCUUUCCCAACAUGACUCCUGGGGAAGAAGUGUCUUUGAUUGUGGACCAAAGGGUGGAGGACCCAGCUCUCUUCAGCCUCUCCAUUUGGAACAUGCCUCCUUUCCUUCUUCCUCCUCUCCUCCCUCAGGGCCUGCUCCCCUGUCUCUGUGGCAUCACUUGUCUGACUGGGCAUUGUAGAAGACUUCCAGGAUUCAGUACUGACAACAGAGACCAAGAGGUAGAGAGACUGAGAGUGGAGGCCCAAGUAUCUGAGGCCAAGUCCAGUUGUCUUUCUCCAGGGCUGGAGGGGAUCUCUGCAUCGGAGAGGCCUGGGAUUCUGGCUUUAGGCCUUUCUCGUGGCUAUCCAGACCCACAAGGCUGGGGACAGUUUGAUUUCCUGGCCGAAGCCUCCUAACCACAGUGUUUACAUGUUUAAAGUGAGAGCUCAGUUGGCAAGCAUUGGGUUGGGUGGUUCUUCCCCUGCUCCUUCUCUAUCCACUAGAGUUACUAAGAUCAGGAAUGGAGGUACCUGUCCUGGUUUCCCAGUAGGCUAAGGGACGAGGAAGCCCCUUGGGAGGAGAUCAGGAAACGCCCAUUUGUAUUAAGCCUUUCUUGUUUAAUAUUUGCUUUGCUGAUCUGCAUAAUUUACACUAACCAUGGGGAACUGCCCCUGCCAGGACCUCUGGAGGGAUCUAACUCUGGCAACCACAGUGCCUACCUGUUCUUUGGACUCCCUGUCCUGUGCCCCUUCUGCUCUCUCCACCCCAUUCUCAGGGGCUUCUGGGACAGUUGUCAUCUCCCUCCAUGUUGUGCCCUGAGCUGUGUUGGUAGCUAUGCCAGGCAGAAGCAGGAGGGGUCAGGUGGGCAGGUACAAACUGUUCUCAGAGCGUUAAGCCUAGCAUUUGCCUACUCCAGAGGCCCUUUCCUCCAGAAAGGAGGACCUGGUUGGGCUGGGCCUUCUCUGGGUGGUUUCUGAGUGCCUUGUUGUCUAAAGACAACCACUUCCUUUUCCUUUCUCCUAUGUGCACUGUGAACGAAAGCUAGGAGCCUCUCACAGGGAUCCAAGGCAGUUACCUGGACUACUGUUUUUAAAGUAAUUCUGUCUCUGCAAGCCUCUGAAAUUCCUUUUCACAUCUUGUCCUUUUUGUAUAUUGUCUUCUUCAGAAUGGUUUCAUUUUUUGGAUUGGCCUUUUUUGCUCGAAAGUCCUGAGUCAAGAAUGGAGACCAUGAAGAACUCUCUCUCCUUACAGGAUUUUUAAGAUAAGAAAGUGUUUGCUUUUUCUAGUUCAUGUCAAGGACAGGAAUGUUUCUGAGCACAGAUAUCCUUGCCGGGUGGCUAAGAGUCUUCAGCUUAUUCUCUGGCCCUGUUAAGUAGAAGUUUGGAUUGUUUCUGAAGCAAAACAUGGACAUGUGUGUUAACUUGAAACCAGCAUUUUUUUUAAGUGCCUAGAGUAAAUAAGUGCCGAGUAGAACGAGCUGGAUGAGAAUAAAUACUAUUUGGACACGUA